Messenger RNA from Xyrichtys novacula (pearly razorfish), 180 nucleotides. NCBI's taxonomy places the organism in Eukaryota, Metazoa, Chordata, Actinopteri, Labriformes, Labridae. The record is from the annotation of a GenBank genome assembly.
AUGUCGACUACUACAACUAUCGAUGCAGCCAUAGAAUCUGCUGAACUGAACGGAGAGAGUCCAGGCUCCCCUGCCACCGCCAGCACAACGUCUGAUCCGCAGAGCACAAGCGAGGAUCCUGGCUGCGACCAGACGGUGAACGUCGGGAAGCGGAGAGACAUGCUUCAUGUAUGUUGUUAA